Molecule: messenger RNA, 1086 nt
Organism: Truncatella angustata
Lineage: Eukaryota; Fungi; Ascomycota; Sordariomycetes; Amphisphaeriales; Sporocadaceae
Product: HD domain-containing protein
Exons: 2
Coding region: 251-904 (217 amino acids)
Source: RefSeq, a predicted model, not a curated record
CCAUCGGAUAAGCCAUCACAAUAGAGUCCGGUAUGUGAUUCCGCUGAACAUAUUGUCCCGGAAUUUUCCAAUCUCUUUUGUCUUGAAGACACAAGUUUCUGGCGAAGUUUGUCGCUAAACUCAUGAAAUCGGACGUCUAAUUUGAUCUAGACAGCAUCUUUCGGAGCAAUUUGUUCCUAUCCACGUGGUAGGGAUCCGCAUUGUGACAUUCAUCAAGGUCAAUAUCCGUGAUUUCCACACCACGAGGACAAUGGCUUUCCCAACUUUAGAUCAAAAGCUGGUCGCAACCGUCACCGACUAUGUUAAGCAGUACAUGGCCAAAUAUGACGGGUCACAUGACUUCAACCAUAUCCAGAGGGUUUCUGGACUUGCAAGGCACAUCUAUGCCAACUCCCCAGACCGGGAGGCACUCGAUUUCCAGACAAUUGUCCUGGGUGCCCUGCUGCACGAUGUUGGUGACAAAAAGUACCUAAAACCUGGCGAAGACGCCUCAACUCUCGUCCUUGACUUGCUACUGUCUUACGGCGCAGAUGAGCAAUUGGCACACAAAGUCCAGACAAUUUGCCUUGGCGUUAGCUAUUCCAGCGAGAUCAAGGAUCCCGCUCGAGUGCAGGACCUCAUAAAGCAAUACCCAGAGCUGGCAAUCGUGCAGGAUGCAGAUCGACUGGACGCCAUCGGUGGUGUAGGCAUUGGGAGAUGCUUCACCUUCGGAGGUGCCAAAAGCGAACGCGCUAUGGAUGAAACAGUGCAGCACUUCGAUGACAAGCUUGUCCGACUUCAGGGCAUGAUGAAGACUGAAGUUGGCCGGCAGCUCGCAAAGGAAAGAACCGAACGACUAAUUAUCUUCCAGAAGUGGUGGGUUGAAGAGACCGCUUUCGCCGUCGCAUCUCCGGUUUCAGCAUAAGGCUUACUAUAGCACAUUCGUGUUGCUCGAAUAUCAGGACAAGUAAGAGGCUUGAUCUGUUGUUAUGGUUAUUGUCUUGUAGGGUGGUCAAACAAAAAGUACCUCCAAUGUAUAUAACCUGAAGCUAUCAAUGAGCCUGUUCGAGUAAAUACCGCCAGCUUGCAUCGCCAGAUCGAAAACAG